This is a messenger RNA of Papilio polytes (common Mormon), 2001 nucleotides long. RefSeq lists its product as uncharacterized. Bases 165 to 1829 code for a protein of 554 amino acids. Gene Ontology annotation, molecular function: RNA binding. The transcript has 4 exons. The record is from RefSeq and is a predicted model, not a curated record. NCBI's taxonomy places the organism in Eukaryota, Metazoa, Arthropoda, Insecta, Lepidoptera, Papilionidae.
AUUAUCAAUGUCAAACAUUAUCACAUGUGGUUUUGCGUUUGAAACACAUUGUCUAAAGUUUUUAUUUUAGAUAUUUCUAGUUAAAGUCGUAUGUUCUUUUGGGCAUUUAGCUAAAUUUAAAUGAAUUAUUUUGUAUUGAAUAUCGUAACCUGCAAAUAAAUUUAAUGACCAUGAAUUUUGCACAUUUAUAUAAAAGUGCCGCCGAAACAACUGUUAAAUUAAUUACUACAAAUGACAAAAAUGGUAAAUCGAAAAGGAAAAAAUUGAAAUCAAAUUUAGUAACACCGGACACAGCAGAAGAAAUAGAUGUAAACAAUGCAGACGAAAAUCAACCUUUGAAUAAUGUAUCAAAUAAAAAGGCUAAAAAAAAGGAUAAAGCCAAAUCAGCACACGUCAAUAAUCCGGAGGUUGUCACGAAUACAGAAAAUGGUGAAAUAAAACCAAAGAAACGUAACAAAUCGGUUAGUUUUAUGUUGGAGGACAAGGAAGAGGUUGCUGUUAAAAAGACCAAAUCAGAUGUCACAGCUACUCAUAAACAAAGUACAAAUAAUGGUGAGAAUCCAAGAAAACAAAAGAAGAACAAAAAGACUCAAGGGCAAGUGAAUGAUGAUAUUAAAUUUAAUACAAAAGAUAUUUCUUCAAAUACCCAUGAAAAAACGAAGAAAUUAAAAAGAAACAUAUAUGAAAAAUUAGACAAUGAAGACAGUGAUCCCAUGAAAAGGAAAAUAAAUAAAAAGGCAAACAAAAUUUUUAAGGGUAAAGAAUCAGGUGACAGUAAUACUGAAAAUGUUAAUUUAGUAAGCAAAACUCAAGAAACAAAUGAAAAUAAAAAGAAGAAAAAGCAACAUAAAGAAAUAGAAACAGAUGCUGGUUUAAGCACAUCUGAUAAAGUACCUUCAGUUGAAACCAAAAAGUCUAAGAAAAAGAAGCAAAUAGCAAAAGCACAAAAUGAAACAAAAAUUGAGGAAGAUAAUGAAAAUAAACCUGAAGUAAUUGUGGGAAAUCUUGAAAACCUCAGUAUUGGAGAUAACACACAUACAUUAUCAAACCUUCUUGAUGAAAUGACCGUAGUUGACAGAAACGAAAAAAAGAAACAAAAUAAAAACAAAAUUAAUAAAAAGAAAGACAAACAUCCAGCAGAAACUUUAGAAGAAAUUGAGGAAAGCAAGAGAGAGAAAUGGCAGAAGAAAAGAUGGAAUAAAGGGAUGAGAGGGAAAGAUGACCCUGAUAAAGGCUUGCAUCCUGUAAAUAUAGAAAACCUACCAAUUAGUAUAAUUUUGAACUAUAAGAAAUUGUUAGCUGAACACUUUGCAAAAUGCGGAACUGUAAGGAGAAUUGGUAUAGCACAGAUCUACCCCUCUGACAGUUCUAAGCCAGUUUUCCACACAACGGUUUAUUUUGAUACUUCAGCUGAGGCUACAAAGGCAUUGGAAGAAGAUAACUCGUCUUUCGAAGGGUCAACCAUCAGGGUAUUGCGGCCAUUCCCUACAAUAGAGACAACUGCGGUGGUGCGCACAUAUGGCCCACUCAGUGAACAGAUCAUUAGCACCAUAUUCAGUAAUGUGGGACGUAUACGUAGGAUCAGACAUCUUAUAAAGGGAAAAAAAUCUAUGGCGACAGCAUUCGUAGAGCUGGACGAGCCGGAGGCGGUGGAACGCGCCAUCAAAAUGGCGGACGAGGUGAAAGUCAAAGGCAAGAAGGUACAUGUCUCCAAGUUUGAGCUGCAUCAGAAGCCAAAGAAAGACAAGAAAAAGCUAAAAACAAGAGAUAAAGUUAAUGACAAGAAACCAGAAGUAAAUGAUGAAGAAAGUGAUGAAUCAAAUGAUUAAAUUACAUUUUGUAUAUUUUUUUUUAAUUCCAAUAUCGCAAUAGAAAAUUGGAUGAUAUUAUUUGUCAAUCUUCUGUUGAAAACCAUGACCUAUAGGUCAUUUUCAAUGGAUUAUAACUUUAUGCAUUUGUACAAAUUAUGUGCCUUUAAAUGUGACUUAUUAAAUUGUUUUU